AUUGUUAUGGGGCGAUGAAGUGAAGUCAAAGUCAAACUGAAGCUCUGCGUGACCAAUAGAAAAUCGAAGUCUUGUUACCCUUUACUCACCGGUAUUAAUUGCUGUACUAUAUCCGUAUCGAAUAAUUUUUGCCUUUAUCUUUGCAUUAUUGGAUAAUUCCUUAUUAAAAUGGAGAAAGACGAAAUGGUGCAAAGAGCUAAGUUAGCUGAGCAAGCAGAGAGGUAUGAUGAUAUGGCUGCUGCUAUGAAAAGCGUGACAGAAACUGGUAUUGAACUGACAAAUGAGGAAAGAAACUUGCUUUCGGUUGCAUACAAGAAUGUUGUUGGAGCGAGACGUAGCUCAUGGCGUGUAAUAUCAAGUAUAGAGCAAAAGACUGAGGGCAGUGAAAGAAAGCAACAAAUGGCCAAAGAGUACCGUGAGAAAGUUGAAAAUGAACUGAGAGAGAUUUGCUAUGAUGUAUUGGGUCUUUUGGAUAAGUUCUUGAUUCCUAAAGCUAGCAAUCCGGAAAGCAAAGUCUUCUACCUCAAGAUGAAAGGAGAUUAUUACAGAUAUUUAGCUGAAGUGGCUUCUGGCGAUCAAAAAUCAAGAAAAGGUCAAUAA
Messenger RNA from Uloborus diversus, 600 nucleotides. RefSeq names its product 14-3-3 protein zeta-like. Gene Ontology annotation, cellular component: cytoplasm. Lineage: Eukaryota; Metazoa; Arthropoda; Arachnida; Araneae; Uloboridae. The coding region runs from base 169 to 600 and encodes 143 amino acids. Gene Ontology annotation, biological process: signal transduction. The record is from RefSeq and is a predicted model, not a curated record. The transcript is spliced from 4 exons.